AAUCAGCAUCGACCAGAAAGCAGUUACCAAAUGCUACCCCAGAGAUGCUACCCCAAAAUUUACCAAACCUACGAAGCCAUUAUCUUCAGCUUACAUGAAGUAUUGCAACCGAAUGGCAAGAACGACAAAACAACUGAGAAGACAAAUCAAGUUUUGAAGAAAAACAUAUAAAAAUGGUACGUAUUUCAAUAUUUUAAUAUACAAGAAUUGUGUUGUAAUAUAAUAUUUCAAAAAGUUGACAGUUAAUUAGAACCUUAAUAAUGUCUUGAUAUAAAUAUCGCAUAUUUUUAUGCUUUAAUAUGCAUGGCGGCAUGAUGUUGUUGGAGCGGGCCGAAGCCAAGGUCCCAGCAAAGCCAAAUAAUUUGAGAUAAUAAUGUGCUCAACUCCAGCCUAAAGGCCCAUUCAUACGCAUCCCACAAUGUUGGCCAACACCAUCCAACUGUUUUGAAAUAAUGUUUUAUCUAAAGCAUGCAAAUGUCUGUCUGCCCUUUCAUAUUAUUAUAAAAAGGAAUAUGAAUCGUAUCAGGCCUCUAACCUGUGUGUUGUUCUACUCUGUGCUGCUUCGCAUGAAGCUAUCAACAAAAUCAGCAUACUCAUGCAUUUUGCAUUAGUUGCCUAUUCCUUAACAAUUAUGCAUGAUAACAUAUCAUAUUGAUCAUGCAGGCAAAAGUGAGCUGCCUGCACCUCCCCCCCCCCAUGCACUCCCCCCCCCCAGAAAAAAUAAACAAGACAAACUAUAGUACACUUGCUCUGCCCCGGGAUUUGGGUUUCCUUUGUUAUCAACAAAAGAUCCACACUCCCCCCACAGAGGAAAUUUCUGCCGUCCGGAGGGGAGGGGAGAAAAAAUUAUUUCUGAUAAUAGGCAAAUGUAUUAGGACAUCCGAAGGGGGUAGGGGGGCUAACUUCCAAUUUCUUCAGUGGGGGUGGUAUGGAUGUUUUGUGGAAUGACCCAAUUCUGAACCAAAGAUUCUCAUGAACAUAGAACUCAUGGAAAACUAAUUUCAUAUUAUUCUGACACUGCAGAUUACAAUAAAUGUCAGCAGACCUUGAUUUCCCUGAGCCAUCCUACUGUACUUUAUUUUAUUCUAUCUAACACCAGAUAAUUUUACUCAACAAAGAAAGAGUGCUAGCUACAGUAUAGAUCACUGGAAAGUUCAUAGACGGAUUUUGUGUGGGGGGGGGGGUGCAGGGGGGUGCUACUCCCCCCCCCCCAAUAUUAGCUAUAUGUGGUAUAAUAACUUUAUUAGCAUGACCAACAGUUACAGGUAUUGCUAAAGCUUUAACUACAAUAACUAAACAUACAGACUAAAGUUAACUACUACAGGCUAAAUACGACCUAUUACAAGAUUACAAUAAGUUAAAGAAGCUAUUUACAAGAUAGAGGUCAAAUACGAUAAUAUUGAACUUUAGUGUUCAGCAUCCCUGGUCUCAAGGCGUUUAUCUCUUAGCUCGAAACCGGAAAGAACAAACUUGGAUAGUUUUAGAAUUGUUUCAUUUUCAGUUGACUUUAAUAUGUCAACUGAUACAUUUUGUUCUCUUUGGUAUGUAUUGUUGGCGAGAACAGUGAGGAAGUCUUGCCUAAUAUUGUCAUAGGCAUCACAUGAAAUAAGAAAGUGUUCCUCAUUUUCUAUUUCGUUUGAUUUACAAAGCUUACAUAUUCGUUCUUCUCGGGGAAUGUUGUGGUAUCUACCACAUUCAAUCAUUAAUUUGUGAUUGCUUAUUCGGAAUCGAGUCAGUGAUCUCCUCUGGUUUGUGUUUCUUAUUACGGUAAGAUACUUUUCUAAUUGGUAUUCCUUUUUGAAAGUUGAGUAGAAAUAUAAUUUGGACGAGUGUUCAAUUUGGUGUUUCCAGAAUGUAAUGUAACGUUGUUUAACAGUGUCAAUGAUAGAAUUUAAUGAUUGAGCAGAUAUUGAUUCUAAAUCCACUAUUUGCGAGUGGCAUUUGUAGUGUUUUAAAAUAUCCAUAGCAUUUUUAUAAAAGGACAUUUUAUUAUUCGAGUAAAGGUCUUUUGAUAUUAAGAAAGCUUGUUUUGCAAUUGCUGUUUCAGGUAAUGAAUUCAAGUGUGCUAUAUAGUUGAAUAAUCGUUUGUAUAUACUAAUUUGUAGAGGGAAUUUUCCUAGUUCUCCUCUCGAAGCCAUAUUGCUAGCUUUUUUUCCUACACCUAGGUAUAAUUUACAGAACCGUAGGUGGGCCUUCUCAGUUGGUGACUUAUCCCAUUUGUUGAAAUCAUUUUUGAGAUAAGCACCCCAUAUCUCUGAGUUGUAUAGGAGUAUGGGUGAUAUUAUGCUUUCAAAUAUCUUGAUAGCUAAUUUAGGAUUAAGGUAAUGUAGGUUGAGGUGUCUUCGUAUGUUGCCUAAUGCGUGUAGUGCUUUUUCGCUCAGUUGUUUUUGAGCCAGUGUGAAAGUGCCAUUUGAAUUUAAUUUAAUACCUAAAUAGCAAUAUUCAUUUACUAUUUCGACAUUUUUGGUAUUUAGCAUAAAAUUUGGUUUAAUCAUUUUUGGAUUCCCUUUUUUGAAGAUCAUGAUUUUUGUUUUCUUGAGGUUUACCUCCAUCAGCCAUUUAUUACACCAGUUUUGAAGUUCAUCAAGGCAUUUUUUAAGUCCAAAUCUUGAUUUUGAUAAUAUUAUUAAGUCGUCAGCAUAUAGAAGACAACUCAGUUUAGUGUCGUUUGGAAGGAUAAAUGGGUCUGAGUUAGUAUUUUCAAAUAUUGUUGCUAGCUCAUUAAUGUAUAAAUUAAACAGAAUUGGGCUUAGUACACAUCCUUGGCGUACACCCCUAGAGUAUGAAAAGAAUUCUGUUCUUGAUUUAGAUAGCUUGACUGCACAUUUCGAAUUUGCAUAGAGGCUUUUAAUCAGUCUAAAGAAACUUCCAUCAAUUUUGUUUUCAAGGAGUUUAAAAAAUAGGCCUUCAUGCCAUACUGAGUCGAACGCUUUUUUAAAAUCCACAAAACACGCAUAAACUUUGUCGUUUCUGUUUGUGCUCAUGUGUUUAUCAAAAAGUGUUUUUAAAGUGAAGAUAUGGUCAGCAGUUCUGUGACCAGAUUGAAAUCCAAUUUGGGAUGGGUGGACCAGGUCAUUUUCUUGAGCAUAGCCAUUUAGGCGUUCAUUAAGAAUUAUGCAGAAGAAUUUGCUCAGACAACUUGUGACACAAAUUCCUCUGUAGUUAUUGGUGUCAUUCUUAUCUCCAGAUUUAAAGAUGGGUGUUAUUAGGCCUUCACACCAUUGGUCUGGAAAACGUCCAAAUUCUAAGAUGAGAUUAAAUAAUUUAUAGUAACCAUGAAGGAGAAUUUCUACACUCGAUUUGAUCAUUUCAUUUUUUAUCUUAUCUGAGUAUGCUGAUUUUCGUUUUUUUAAUUUCUUGGCUGCAUUAAGAAUGUCGCUUUCAGAAAUAGGGUUAUCAAGAAAAUUAUUUUCUUUUUUGUUAUUCUUGAGCAUAUCUAGUUGUUGUAAAAUAUUUUCUUGUUCAGUACCUAGAUUAUGUUUUGCAUGUAGCUGUUUAAAAUGGGAAACCCAAUUUUGGGUAGUUAUAUCAGGUGAACUAGAGGAAAAGUCAUCAUAGCUAUCACAAAAUGUCCACCCCUCCAAAUUUUCAAUCCCCCCCCCCCCCAAUAUCCAGCAUAAUAAAAAAAUAAUUAAAUAGUCCACUCCAACGUGCAAAGUGUUGAUGAUACAAAAUAAACGUAGGAGUACACUCAAAUAGAAAAAGACAGUGCAAUACUCUGAAACUAAUUGCUCCUCGCUUGCAUUCACUGGUUUAUUGGAGCAAUUGUAAAGUUUUGAAACUCUAUAAUUUAUCUCCCCUGAAAUAUAGAGUUUGCAGUGCCUUGUCAUGCAAAUAGCUUGCUUGCAAGGAACGUUUAAUUGGAAUUUUUAUGAACAUUGUUUUUAGUUUUUAAUUCUUUUAGGAAAUAGAUUUGCCUAGAUUUAAUCUUUAUGCCCCAAAUAUUAUUUACAUCGGAGUUGCAUCAUAAAUUGUACUCGGAUUCAAACGACACAAUGUCAAUCAAUGACUUUAUAAAAGUAAAAGCAUAUUGUGUAUUGGCCUAUUGGGUUUACACUUUUACAGGUUCAUUUAACUUUAACUCUCUCAAGUCUCAACAGACAAUCGGACAUGCCAAAUCCAUUGAUAUGACAACUUCAAAAAACUUUUUUUCGAAGCUAGAAAUCAUGAUUUUUUUCCAGGGAUACUUUGUUUUCUCUUCUCUAGACUCCCCCUCGCGGCUUUAGUGUUCCACCCCUAGAAUAUAGACCUUACUGGGGUUUGGUGACACUUUGUGUUGCUUCAGUCACCUGUUCACAGCUCACCCCCCUAAAAUAUUUGGCACCACCCCAGUAAAAAAGUGAAAAUUCGUCUAUGGGAAAGUUAACAAUCCCGUCCUGUCCCGUGGGACAGUAAUCCCGUCCCGUGAAUAUUAAAAUCCGGAUUUAAAAUAAAACGUUAAGAAAUAUGACCUUUCGCGCCUAAUUUCCGAACUUGGAAACAUAAUUGACAAGUUCUCAAUGAACUUGGGAACUGCGCAUUGAAAAGUGACUUGAAAUCGACAAUAACCAAGGUCUUCAGUAGCUAUAUUAAUCCAAAGUGGUUUCUGAAUAUGUAUACUUACCUGCAGAAAGAUAUAAAAUGUAGGCUAGAAAAUCUUUCACGCUUCAACAUAACAAAAUCUUUAGAUUUUCGUUUAAUUUCUCCGCCACCUCCGACCACAACAACAUCUUUUGUCGCUAUUCGUGAAACGCUAUACAACCGCAUACUUUGAAAGUUUAGACUCUUUAGUUAGUUCACGAAGCAUUUUGAGACUUUUUUCUUUCAAUGUGAACACUCUAAGACAGAUGACAGAUCAGUGAAGUUUUUGCAGGACAGAACAAACUGGCUGAAUGAAAAGCUUGCGACCUUGUAUCGGCUUUUAUUAGCGCGUUCGGGAUUAUUUUGGGGUCGAUGACUCACAUUGUUUGUCAAAAACAGAACAUCAAUCGGUUUUCGGCAUUGUCUAUUGAGAAGACACACGCAUACCAAAGACAGUGGGCGUUUUGUCUUCAUUGGUUAUUGUCUUCUGAAAUCAAUUGCUAUUUUUAUCUCUAGAUCACUGAUUGAGUCACAAUUUCAGUUAUAUAUGUCCUACUUUAUUAUUUUAAAAACUCUGUUCAAUCCCAGACAAUUUUACUCAACAUGGGACAAGCAGACAGAUUUUCUGGAGGGAUGCAGGGAGUGCACCCUAUCGCCACUUGCUCAGUGGUGCAGCACUACCCCUUUGCUCACCUCCCUCCUGAAUUUUUGGCACUCCAGUGCCCCACCCAGAGCAAUUUGAUGUGUUAUCAGCAGUCCCUCCUUUCUCCCGAGGGACUGCUCACGGUCUAAUCUUUAACCUUUGCCAUUUCCAACACCUCAACCUAAUGUUUCCCUCGCCAAAUCCGUCACUUAAGCCCUAAUAGUUUAUGAGAGUUGAAAAGCGAGAGUUUGCAUGAAAGUUUUCCCAACUCUCAUGGCCCGGUCAAACGAGAACAAUAGUUGCGUGAGAGUUGACUGGGUAUUACCGCGCGCUUAGCGAAAACUUUCUUCAACACUCAUCAAAAUUUGAACCAGAUCAAAGUUGAUAAGAGUGCAAGAGAGUUGAUGAGAGUUGGCGGUUAAACACGAGCAAGAGUUGCAACUCUCAUUAACUCUCAACCUCGUUUGUCCACUACCGGACGACAUCCUGUACUGAAAACAAUUUUUGUGCCAUGGCUCAUGCCCCAGAGUGUGAAGAGAAAUUACACAAACUUGCGGCUCGUAAAUGUAUGAACUUGCGCUUCUACUCCGGGACAUGUAUCUGAGGGCAACACCUGACCUGUCGUUCCUGAGUCUUUUCGUCGAGAAUUAUUUAAUAUCAUCCAUUUAGCUCAUCAGGACACGUUUUGUUUGGAAUUGCCUACAUUAAGAUGUCCGUUGAUGGAAGACACACCACGACCCACUGCAGACAUUUGACCUUCCGGAUGGCCGUUUUGAGGACAAUCACAUUGACAUUUUAGGUCCAUCUCCGCCAUCCCAGGGGUUUUCUUGCUUUCUUACCUGCGUUGGUCGCUACACUCGUUGCACCGAAGCGAUCCCCGUCCUAGAUAUGACAGCAGAAUCUUGUGCCCGUGCCUUGAUGGCGGGCUGUAUCGCGCAAUUUGGUAUUUCCAGCACCAUUAUGUCCGACCGUGUUGCUCAGUUUGAAUCCAAUCUUUGGUAUAGUCUCUCAUGGAUAUCCAGGGUAUGAAACGUAACAGAACUACUGCAUACCAUUAUUAUCGAGAGCUAGCUUCCAUCGCCAAUUGAAAGCAUCACUCAUGGUGCGUUCAGACGUCGAAAUUAGCACGAUAAAUUGCCAAUUGUGAUAGAAUAGAAACUUUAUUUCACGAGGGAAAACGUAUUAACCAUAAAAGUUAUCUAACAUACGGUAAUGUUUCAAUUGAUGUUACGGAGAUGCUUGGGAUAAGGACCUUAUUGAAAGAUGACCUUGAAUGCGGUUCCACUGAACGGAUCUAUAAAACAACCCAACGUUGCUCCUUGGCUGACUGUGAGACGUGAAACAACGCCCACUUCAAACGCAACAUCACGGAAAGCGUUACUUUGUGCUGAUGCUUUAAAACAUGCUACGUAUGUGUUCGUCCGUCAUGAUGCGCUUAAAACGACCUUAUGAUAGGCCCUGGAAUGAAAAAUAUAGAAUGGAUGCCAUGGCACAGUGAAUCAAUUGAUAGCCUUAAUCCAGCAUUUCUAGACCUGACGCAAAGAGAGCGACUGCCUCAACCUCUGUAGUCUGUAGGACUUACUGUACCGAUGAGUGGCGAUGACUCCAACAUCUCUAAUAAGAACAUGGUCUCCCCUACAUUGAACUUACUAGUUCGGCUACGCCCUGGGGGAAGAGUAUAAUUGUAGUUAGAGGCUACUCCAUGAACAGACUUAAUUAAGAAACAUCCUGACAUAAGGAAAUUACUAUUUAUGUUGUUAUUUUGUUCAACUUCGGCUUAUCCAGAUGAUAUUGUAUUUUUGAGCUGGAUCCAGGCUCAUCUGAAAGAAUGGGUGUCAUAAUUUUUCAGCAAGGCCAAGGACAAGGUGUAGAUUUUUUACACUUCAUAUGUAAUCAAAAUGUCAUCAAUGGUGAAAAUAAUUUCAGUAUGGACUGGUUGAUCCUUGAAGCAAACUUAUUCUGGGAAUACACACUCCUCUCGGCCAGCAAAUUUGCCAAUAAGCACAUAUUGAAAUUUUAGAUAACUUCCCGCAUGAAAAUUAGGGAUGAUUGGGAAUUGGGAUGAACUGGCCAUAUUCGCCCAUUAGCGGCAUUACACAGAAAUAAUAAACAUAGCAUUUUAUUGUAUACAGAUAUACAGUAUGUUAACCGAUGAUGAGCCCUGUCACAUUUCCAGGAUCCGAGCUUAACACUGCUUGCAAUUGUUCGUGAAAUGAUUCUCCAAUGUACAGUCACCAUAUUCAAGUUGCUUGAUGAAGGGUGUAACCCCCCUGAAAAUGUCUUUAAUCUACGGUUGUUUUGCUUGACUGUCUGUAAUCAUGAUAAUGAUCGUUACGUUUUUCUUCUAUUUUACAGGCGGAACGGAAACAGGUUAAUAAGUACUAUCCUCCCGACUGGGACCCAUCCAAGGUACAGUAACAAUUGACACAGAAAAUAUAAAAUGUUUCAUUUUACAAAUUUAACUAUAUAUGCAAGGUAAACAGUCCUCUUGUUGUUGUAAAAAUCUAUGAUGAGUUAUUUAUUGAUUCGUCGAUUUUUCAAAACAUAGUCACAGAAUUGUGUUGUGAAAACAUAUACACUGUAACAAUAUAUUGGUUAAAACAACCACCAAAUUGGUUAUCUCAGAUUCAAAAUGAAGCGUAAGCUUAGAAUUCCAACGUGUCUUGCGAAGGUCUUCAACAGAAGAAUUAGUAAGAACAUACAGAUAAACCAAGCCCGUAGCUGGCUCUCAAUUUCUGGGGGGGGCACUCACUGCAUAAAGAAUGUAACCGACCUUUUAGAUGUAAAAAAAUUUUUUCCGGAAAUUAUUUUGGCGACCUCCCCCCCCCGUCGCCAAAAAAAUUUCGGUCAUUGUACCAUUUUAGGGUUCAAAAAUUUUUUCCGGACAUACCAAUUUUUCCGGACAUUCUCAAUUUUUCCGAAACCUAACAAAAUUUUUCAAAAAUCACUAAAUUUUCAACAAAAUUUACAGAAUUUUUUCCAUUUUUACAAUUGAUUCCCAGGCCCUUUAUCUCAAUUUUUCAUACCCGAUUUCCGAGUGGGGGGGCACUGCCCCACCGAGUGAGGGGGCAUUGCCCCCCCAGGCCCCCCCCCCAGCUACGGGCCUGAGAUAAACACGUUUAUAGCAAAGCUACAAGGGCAAUAAUUUGAAAUAUCCUAUUGCAAAAUAUCCAUGAAACUUGUUCUAACUAAUAUUGUAUGAAAUAUUUUCAGGGUUCUGUCAACAAACAUGUUGGCCAACAUCCUCUUCGUGAAAGAGCUAGAAAACUUUCUCAAGGAAUUUUGAUUAUCAGGUAAGCAUUUCCUUAUAUACUCUAAUGUUUUGUACUGUCAUUUGUGUUAAACUGUAACCAACUUUAAUACCACUGAAUAUGCAUCUAGCAGUUCUGAAGUGCACUCCCAAGAGGUCCUAUAUAAGGGCCUAUAUAUAUCUCUUAAGGCCAGUCGCACGACACGAUUAGUCGUAUACAAUUUUUAUUCUGGCGAACGUAAUGGAAUAACCACGCCUUAACACUUUUCACCUUUAACUGAUUGAAGAGGAAUUGUAGCGUGAGCAUAAUUUUCAUACAGCAGAAUUACAAUCUUAUAUGACAAAUCGUAUCGUGUAGACCUGCCUUUACAGUAGUAGUCCAGUGAUACUAUAAUUAUACUGGAGGAAACUGAACUACCCUAGAUUUAGAUUAAGACAUGCAAAAUGUACAGCUUGGCUUUCUUCUUCAUAUUAAACCAUCACCGGUUAUUUCUCGAAAUUACAGACCAAAAUAUUUCUUCCUUAGUACUUACUGUCGAAAUGUCAAGAGAAAGGUUUCUUGCUUUCUAACAAUAUUUGGAUAAAAUGACAAAACCUAACUUUAAAAAUUUCAGAAGAUUUAAAUUCCAGAAUCUUCAGAGAGAGACGUCCUCGGAUCUCCAGACGAGUGUUAUCUUCGGCACCACAUGGCCGCCUACUUCUUUCAAAAUUACUCCUCCAAAUUCUAUAGGAACCUUAUAUAUUGGAACUUUACAUAUUGGAAUAUUAUACGUAUAUAAAUAUAUACGUAUAAUAUUUCAACUGACACAAUAUUCAUAUUAAUAUCAUAAUCUUAAUUUUUUUAAUAAACCUAGAUUUGAAAUGCCAUAUAAUAUUUGGUGCGGAGGAUGUGGUAAUCAUAUUGGAAUGGGUAAGACUGUCUUAUUGUUCUUGGUCUUCAUUCUUUGUAUUCCACUCGACGUUUUACGGGGGUUUACGACACAUUCGUGACGUGCAUGUAUGUUGCAUGUACGCGCAAGUUACACGUGACGCACACGUCAUAUACAGUACACGUGUACUGGAGACAAUCCGUAUAAAGACUGUUUUACACACGUAAAAACGCACAAGUUGUAACAAGUCUGCAAACAAGUUGUUACACGUCUGUUCACAAGCUGUUAACAAGUUGUGUUCGCAUUGCUUGCUCCCUGUUUGUUGUAACAAGUUUGAAACAAGCUGUUAACAACUUGUAACAAGCUUGAUGGCAUUAUCAGCCUUGUUGCAAACUGUGCUAACAAGUUUGUUACAGCCAUGAUAUAACAAGGAUGUUACAAGGUUGUCAACACAAGGUUGUAACAAUCUUGUUAUAUCAAGCAUGUAACGGACUUGUCAGAACAACCUUGCAACAGGUCUGAUAAUUUCGACAAGGUUGUUACAAGUUGUCAACAAGUUGUUCCAAACUUGUUGACAACUUGUGACAAGCAGUGCGAAUACAUCUUGUUGACGGCUUGUUGGCAGACUUGUUACAAGAUGUGAGAUUUUUACGUGUGUAUGAGGGACUUCAUGUUGGUCUUUGGAUGUUAGUUUGGAUGUUAGAUUUUGGCAAAAUGUCAGUUCUAAAAUUGCUGUUUCGUAGUUUGUCAUUUAAAAAUAAUUGGUUAGUUUUAAUUCCAAAAUACAGGCAAAUAUCAGAAGUCAACCCUAUUCAACUUUUUUUGUUACAUUUGCGAAGAUGUCGCAAGUGUGCCGCUUAUUUCUUUGCGCUCUAAUGUUGUUUUGUCUAUUUAGGUGUACGUUACAAUGCAGAGAAAAAGAAAGUUGGUAAUUAUUACACAACACCAAUCUACAGAUUUAGAAUGAAAUGUCAUCUUUGUGAUAACUACAUUGAAAUUGAAACUGAUCCUAAGGUAUUGUAAUGCCAUUUAUACGUUACCUUUUUUAAUGCACGAACAUGGCUAAGCAGCCAUAUAUAUACUAUCAGGAUAACUGUUGAGAUGGUAAGCGCAAUAAACAGCGGCGUAGCCAGCCCGACAAUUUAGUCCCGCUAUGCAAAUUCAAAAUUAUUAUCAUUAUUCAUUUCUGUAGAAAUUGAUUGUUUUCACAGUCAAUGAACACGAAAAUAUUUGCAUAGCGGGACUAAAUCGUCGGGCUGGCUACGCUAUUGACAAUAAAUACGGUCUACUACUAUAUUUAUAAUAUAGCAUGUGUAAAUUCUAAACUCUGAUUGGCUAAGAGCCGUGUUGAUAUUUAACAAUUAUUCGCCGAAGGCGAGGUGAUUAUCGGGGAAUAUUCGCCGAGGCGAAGUCGAGGUGAAUAUUCCCAGAUAAUCACCGAGUCUGAGGCGAAUAAUUGUUUUAGUAUUUUUACAGAAGUCUUUUGUGUUUUUGGGACUGAAUUUAUUUUAAUUUCGCUUAUUUCUUUAUCCGUAACUUCCACAAAACGGCUAGCCGCCAUUUUGAAAAUUUCGGUUUUGUUAUAUUCACCUGUAGGUGAAUAUAUAACUUAAUACGUCAAAUUUGACCAAUCAACGUGUAGGAUUUGUUAUGUUCACUUGUGCAAAAAUACUAAAACUCAAUGUCAACACGGAAAAUUUCUUUCUUUAUAUUUCUUUGUGCUAUAUUAUAAAACAAAUAUAAAACAUUUUUUCCGUAUUGAUAUACAGUUAUAUCCACACUGCAUACUCGUGGAAAUUGGGAAAACUCGACAUCGUGUCUCCACACAAUUUCUCGUUUUCCCAAUUUCCACUCGUGUUGGUAAAACUGUAUGUAUAUCAACACGGAAAAUAUUUUAUAUUUGUUAAAUAAUAAGUACUGGCAAAUAUAAUCCUUGCAAACGACGUAAAUUUGCACUGAAAAAGGUAUAAUAAUUAAGAACUUCAAGACUGUUUGGAACAUAAAAGUUAUUCAGAAGUGUAAAGUAGUGUAUCUUUAUAUCGUUUUUACGAUCACUUAACAAAAUCCUAAAAUCUAGACUCCGAAAUUACAAAGUUGGCUGUCUUCCACCUUUGCUAGAUCGCUUUCAAUUGAGUUCAGGCAAUUAUUUUUUCUUGAGUUUUGAAAAUCAUUACGCUAUCAAAACUUCGAACGCUACAAAGCAGACUGUCUCACGUGUUUCUUCCUAUUUUCGUCUCACAAAUUCCGGCAACCUACAUAAAUACACAGUUAGUACAAUACAUAAAUUGAACAUUUUUGUAGCUUUAUGAAGAAAGGCCCUUGAAAGGAAUAUGUACAAUCCAAUAAAUUCCAGAAGUUUCUUUUUAAGUAACUUUUAAACUUUUAGAAGUUUUAACCAACUGUCAUUACAGUAGUAAAGUAUGCUAUUUGGUGUAACUAACAAUCUCUCUGUUUUCUUAGUUAUCAAAUUAUUUUAUAUACACUACAUAUAUAUAUAUAUAUAUAUAUAUACUGUACAUGAAUUUAGAAGACCACGUUUGUGUUGACACAUAAUUAUUUUAUUAUUAAUAUAUUGACUAGAACUGUGACUACACGAUUGUGGCCGGAGCGAGAAGAAAAGAAGAACGCUGGGAUCCAGCUGCCACAGAGAACGUGAUUGCUACAGGUAACCUUUCCUUGUGUUAAUAGUUCCUGACAGCAGUGAUGAGCACUAGGAGGAGCGAGAGACCUCCAAACGUCUUUGAGUGAAAACUGAUUAUCUGUUGACAAUGGUGUAUCAUGAAUGACCACCAACCAUGCAUGAGAGCCUUAAUCAUAUUGAGUUCUAUAUUGAACACAAAAUAUACUAUUAACAUGAGACUUAGGGAAAGUUUGUUCCUAAACAUUUUGAAGCCUUAAUCAUAGAUAUCUUAUAUACACUAGAUUGUGCAUCUAAUUAUUCUGCAAUUCAAGAAUUGAAGCCGUGAUUGCAAUCUCAGGUCGUUCCCAUGAAAUGAGAAGAUUCGUAUGUUUUCUAUUUCUUAAACAGGGAACCUAAACACUAAGUUAACCCUAUUCCAAAUACAUUUUUAAACUAUUCAAAUGAUGAAAGUUAUUGUUGUUUUUAAGCGUUUAUUAGCAAGUGGGAACGACCAACAUGGCCGCCAUCUAUUCAAAUGGGGGUAACCGCUGGAAUAUUCUUGGCUUCAAUUUUACUAAAAGAGAUGCGCUAUCUAGUGUACAUAAGAUAUCUAUAUGGCCUUAAUAGACUACUGUAUAAUUUAAACAAUUUGCGUAAAAUCUAUGGGAAAAUGUUUUAAAAACUCAAUCAUUUUAAUGACUUAAAAUCCCCGAUAUUUCCCAAGUGUCAUCGCCACUGUCUGACAGCAUUGCCUAAUGUCUGAGCAUCUAUAGAUCGGGUUGUACGUAAAAUAUGCGUCCAUCAGAUAAAUCUGUUUUAAAAUGUUUCAUGUGUGUUUCAACAGAUCAUGCUGACAAACAGAAGUUGAUUGAUGAUGCAAUGUUCAAACUGGAACAUGGUGAAAAAGAUAAGCGGAAAUCAAAAGCUGCAAUACCUGGACUGGUUCAAAUCAAAGUUAGUGGCAAUACUCAUUCUUUACACAGCUACUACAUGCAUGGAUGUAUACUGUAUGUAUUUUUAAAUUCUUCACUUCGUCCUCAUACUGCAAUAUUGGGUUGGAGAAUCUACUAGAGAUGAGGCGAUUAAUCGGAUUUACCUCCCGGUUUUCUUCCGCUUUGUCAGAGCAAAAAAGAGCUUUUCACCUUUGAGGUCGUUAGUUCGAUUCUAGCUACGGACUCGUGUGAAAAGAGUCAGUCAAUGCUCUGUGGAAAGUCGUGGGUUUUCUCCGGGCACUCCACUUUCCUCCCACCGGGAACGUUCACAGGGUGGAUUAGGAUAAACACAGUUAGUUUAGGAAACCAAUAUCACAAUUGUUGUAAAGAAAAAUAAUCUAGGCAAGUACUAGGUAAUUUAAGUAAGUGUAUUACUUGACGUAAUUAAUCGAUCACUGCAACGCCCCCAUGGGGGAUGAGCUGAAUAACGUAUAAUGUAUAAUUCUAUUUCUGUAUACAAUAUACUUGACUAAUUGUAUGACAUUGACAUUGGUAAAGAUUCAUUUUAUUCAUAAUGAUCAUUCCGAGUUGCAAACUUAAGCAAACGUAUCAUCAAACCUGUGGUCAAAUUCUAGAAUGUUACGAAAUGAGCUCAUAUAUUUACAACAGCUGUAGUUAUUCGUUACGGCUUGUUCUGUGAUUCCAGAAUGGUAGAAGCCUUACAUGUAUCUUGCUAGAAAACAUGACUACAAGAUCUUAAAAGGAUCUUAAAUCCCUUCGUCGACAUCCUAGGAUCCUACUAAACCUUCUGACAAUCCUGGUUAGGAUCCUAUAAAUUAAGCCAAUUUGCAAUGGUCAAAAUCCUGGUUAUAUAAGAUCGUACAAAUUAAGGCAAUGGUCAAAAUCCUGGUUAUAUAAGAUCGUACAAAUUAAGACAAUGGUCAAAAUCCUGGUAAGGAUCCUUCCGUACAUAUACGACAUGGGAUUUGUAUCAGGAAAGGAUCCUGGAGAAAUUCCUUUGUUCAAGAUUCUGUUUUUGUAUAAUAUCCUGGACAAGGUCCCUUUCCUAGACAUGAUCAUAUCUUGCUCAAGAUUUCCGGAGGGUACAAUUUCUCGAUAGUACAAAGUAGAAUAGUUUUUUUUAUUCUGAUACAGUUUUUUUAUUAAGGAUAUGCAAACACAAUGGAAGGAUGAUUUUGCACUCAAUCAAAUGCUUAGAAAGAAGUUUAGACAAGAAAAGAAAGUGAUUGUACAGAAAGAAGAGAAAGAUCAGGAAAUCAAAGAUAAAGGAGGCUUAGAUCUUGAUCUUGUCAACGAAGAUCCUGACGAUAUCCAACAUGCUAAAAACAUCAGAUUUCGCGCGGAAGGUAAGAGUACUGUAUUUUCUACUGUUAUACACACGGGAAGUACGAUAUCUGGACAUAAAGUCUUGUUGUCGUGAUUGAGACCUUGGCUUUUGGAGCUUUUAUCUUGUUACUGCUGCAUGCUGUACAGUGUAAUUAUUUUCUAUCACUGAUAACAAGGUCUUAAUUAUGAAAACGAGGCUUUAUAGCCAAGAUGAUACAAUCUCCGGAAUUGCAAUUAUUCUAAUAAUGUAUCAAUUAUAUGCAAUAAGCUGGGUUUCAGUCACGUGAUACGUUUAGCGCUUGAUGGUCAACUCCAAAUGGAAACACAUUUAUAGGAGCGAGUUAAAUAUUCAUUAUAAAUAUUGAUCUUGUGUUUGGUAUCAAAUAUAUGCAAUUUAACGAAAUUUACUGACUUGCUUACACAAGGCAUAAAGCGGCAAUAUGUGUAAAGUUGACCAACAAAUGUUUCCCUAUUGUAUAUACAGGUAAGUCUUAAGUGAAACCCACCUAUAGUCGGCGGGUCAACUUCGACCACUGGGGCCGGUUGUUCGAAAGCCAACUGACUUAAUCCUAGUUUAAAGAAAAUUUCAAAGCAAUCUCCCUAACAACCUGUUUAGAAACAUGAAAUAGUUUCCACAAUUCAUCUCUGGAUCAAUAGAAGUUUUAUUUUCGAAAGUUUAAUAAACAGUUUAGUGCAAAUAUACCCAAACCAAAACAGCGGGUAAGAUUUUAAUCCAGGGUUAGUGUUAAUCCAGCUUUGAACGACCAAUCCCUGGUCAAUAUUUUUUAUAUAACUGUAUUAUAUGCUAACUUUAUUUGGCUAAACCCUUAUCUGUGGUUUCCUUUCAGGAUACGGGGAAGAAAAACGAAAAAGACGACUGCAAAUUAAAAGCAGACCAAUGUUCUCUGAAACGUCUGAUAAAAACAAUCAUCGUGCCAGUUUGCUUGAAAAAAGACAGAGAAUGAUGUUACCUAGUGGUGCAAAUGCUUUAACCACAAUUUUUACCAAGAAUAGUGAGGAUUUAGGGAUAAGGAGGAAGACUCAGAGUGAUUUGAAAGAGAAGGAAUGUUCUGUAAAUGAGACAGAAAAUACGUUUGACGUAACUACUGGUGAAAAUUUAACCAACAACUGUAUAUCUAAAACGAACCUUGAAAGUACAUUAAAUAAGAACGAAUGUAGAAAGAGUGAAUGUUUAGAACUUAAAAAUGAAUCUCGCGAAGAGAAAAUGAACCGUCCUUUAGAAGAUAGUACUGAAAAGGUGAUAAUACCGAAACUCAAUCAAGACGAGAAACGUUUAGAAUGUGAUACACACUUAGAUGUCAAUUCAGAAACGUCCCUCAAGCCCCUAGCUGUUCCUGCCAUGAGUAAUCAUCAAAAAGCAAGAGAAGAUGGAGACAAAACAUCAAAUGUUAACAGUUCGAAUAUUUUACUUGAGGAAGACGAUUAUCAGUCAAAGAGACGAAAAAUUUCGUUAGUGUCCGAGAUGUAUAGCGAUACAGAUAGUGACAGUUCUAAAUAAUUAAUAUAUAUAUAUUUAUUAUAUUUAUUAUAUUUAUAAAUCCGGCUAUUAAAUCAGGUAACAUAUUUAUAAUGUUUGUAAUUGUAUAAUAUAAAUCCCGUGAAUUAACUUGAUCGUACUUGUCUGCCGAUUGUCAUGUUUCGCCAAGUAUAAUCACAAGUUCAUUGCAUGCGUAAAGGACCAUUAAUAAUGGGGCGGUCUCAGACUGAAAAAUAUGUGACAAGGGGCAACCCAAAUUUUUUAAUACUUUCCUAUACUGAUUUUCAAUCUCUCGCCUGUAUUCCACAAAAUAUUUCACCUUUUUUAGUUCCUAUAAUCGUAGAUUCCAUAGUUUAUUAUAUAUAUGCAGUUCACCACAGGAGUCGGAGUGAAUAACAACCAUUUUGAAUACUGGCCCUCUAAUAUUUAGGCUGCACAAUGUCUUUGUCAACACUAGUACUUUGUCCCAUUACCUAUUUUACACCAAAAAAUAUAACGAAUUACAUGUAAAUGUUGGAGCGGGGGGAAGUCCUAAAUUUUCUAGGUGAAGGUGGGGGCAUCUUGAAAAUAAAGGUCUGACCGAUCAGGGGCGGCUCUAAAAAAGUUCAAUAUUUGGUAUUUGUCACCCACCACCCCCCUCCAAUUAUUAAUGACCGGUCCCUUAUUAGUAUUUUACAUUUAUAUGCAUUCAAAAAUUUGAAAACUGACUAUUAUACAUAUAACAUUGUCAUUGGUAUAUUAGCUUGUCAGAUACAGUAACCAAGUUAAUGUUUGGACAGUAAAUAUGAUGCUAUUUUUAUUAGCAUUUACUAAUUUACUUAUUCAGAUACCAGAGUACAUUUACCCAUGUAUCACCAGGGACUCCAGGGGCAGGGAUACAAUACGUCCUGAAUUCUAUCUAAUAUAUAAUAAAUGAGUUAAUUUAUAUAAAAAGUCAUAUAAUAUUAAUAUUCUAUUGUUAAUAUUUCCCUAUAUUUAAAAAUAUCCAACCAUUUUAACAGAUAGAAGGCCCUGGGUACGAGGUUGUAUCAGGGAGGGACGUGAUGGGGUCUUGAAGGACAAUGAAUGAGCAACGUCUGAUGGGGCCCAGGCCCAGUGACGGAUGGAUCAAGAUUGGGGGGGGGGGGGUAUUACUAAUCAAACAUGAAACAUUGCAGUAGCUAAUUAAUCUUUUUCCCCCAAGAUUAUUAGCGGUAAUUUGAUAAAUUUUUCGGUAAUAUUUUCGUAAAUUUAGAUUUUUAAAAUAUAUUAAAAUCAGUGUAGUAUCUUAAAUUAAUGUUGAUUUUCAAAAUUAAAAUCAUGAUUCGAUAUUUUUUAUCUUUUCCAAUGUUUUAAUUUUAGGGGCCCAUGAUGGCAGGGGCCCACAAUACGUUCUUGUCGGCUCGUCCCUAGCCAGCACGUCCCUGGGUUGUAUAGCACUAUCCGACAAAUUCUACUGAAGUAGUGCAAAUCUUUUUCAGUUUUUUCACUGUUGUUUAGAUCGGCGAACAGUGGUUUUCAACAUGCAGUUAGGUGCUUCUUGACCAUUGAUGCAAAAUUUCACUAUCAGUUCUCCCUGUGCAGUAGGCACAAAUUCAAACACAUGUGUUCCAUCAUUACGAUCAAUUUCAUCAUGGACAUUUACUGCUGCAUAUCCAGUAAAUUCUGCUUUUAUUUUCUGUCCACCAUAUUUGAUGUCACAGUUAUUACUGUCUUUACAUGUCACAGUUAUCACUGCUUUUUCUCCUUUCUUCGGGUGCUUUGGCUCUAAGGAGGUAGUGCAACAUUCCAGACAGACGUCAUUAGCCACCAAAUGAGAUUUAGCCAGAAAUGUCUUGAAAUCCUCAGUGGCGGUCGAUGAGACCAGAAACUUCAUGUCGUCGUCUACUGAAAGUUGCUCAUUUGCAAAUGGGAUGUUUUCUACGUUUGCUGAAACACAUUUCCCCGUGUAUAGAACUUUCUCAUAUUCCAUACUUUUAUAAGUCAUUUCUAGAUCACCAAUGUUCUUUUCUACACGAUCCUUUGUCUUCCGAUCAUUGUCAAGUUUCCUGUCAAUAAUUCCUAAUUUGUGGUUUGUUAAUACAUCAGCUGUAUCAAGGAAUUGUUGUUUUUGCAACUCCAAUAUUUCCUGAAGUGAUUCAAAGUGCUGCGUGAUUUCACCAUGGACUCGCUUGUUUUUCUCUGUGAUAACUUCUUUCAGCAUUUUAAAGUUUGAAAUGUCGUCAGUCAGUUCGACGUUUUGCUCUCGAAGUGUCACAAGUUUUCUUACCAAGCUUUUCUUCAUCUCUUUAGCAAUGACGGCAAUAGGACAGCAUUCGUGUUUAUGAUGAUCUUGUAAUUUGCAGAGCUUGCAUGUCGGUGUUUCACAAGUUCUGCAGUAGUACUUCAGUUGUUCUUCCUCAUGUAUUCCACAGAUUGUGCUGGUGCCAGGGAUGUCUUCAUCCGAUGUUAUAUGUAACUGUUCCAAGUUUUCCAAGAUAUUAUUGACGCGAUGGUUCAUUCGCAUAAAUUGCGAUAAAUCGGGUGGAUUGCCAACCU
Paramuricea clavata is the source of this 18236-nucleotide messenger RNA. The record is from the annotation of a GenBank genome assembly. NCBI's taxonomy places the organism in Eukaryota, Metazoa, Cnidaria, Anthozoa, Malacalcyonacea, Plexauridae.